Dentiscutata erythropus is the source of this 1398-nucleotide messenger RNA. The record is from the annotation of a GenBank genome assembly. NCBI's taxonomy places the organism in Eukaryota, Fungi, Glomeromycota, Glomeromycetes, Diversisporales, Gigasporaceae.
AUGUCUUUUUCAGAGGAUAUGUAUUUUGACGAUUUUGAAGAAACAAAUCCUUUUAGUCCAGCUCCUGAAUUGGGACUUGAACAAAGUACAUCAAUCUCACCUAAAAAAAGUGGACGUAAGAAAAAAGCAAUAUGGGACCAUUUUGAAGUAAUAGGUGUUUACAAAUCAGGACAUACUGGGGCAAAAUGUAUAUUUUGUUUAAAAGAAUAUAAAAAUGCCAAGCCAACAGAUCUUGAGGACCAUAUUGCCACCCAGUGCACAAAAGUAUCUACAAAUAUUAAAGCUGAAUACCUUAGAAUUGUAAUGCAAAGAAUGCGAGGUCCAAAUAAUGAUAAUUCAACUCAGUCAAAUACACAAUCUACAACUACUGCUAUUACUGCCUCCACUUCAACUAGCAAUAAAAGACGUCGUACUCAAUCAUCAGUAACAUCUUUUUAUGAACCUUCUUCAAUUGACUCUGCUAAAGAAAUUCACUGUACCCGUGCUCUUACCAAAUUCUUUGUCUGUUGUGGUAUUCCAUUUUCCCUAGUUGAACAUCCCUUUUUUUUAGAUUAUUCAAAAUCUUUAUGUCCUGGAUAUGAACCUCCUGGACGAAAUUUCCUUUCAACAACCCUUAUAAAUACAGAAUUAGCUUAUGUACAAGUAGCAAUUGAAGAAGAUCUAGCAAAUGAAAAUAAUUUAACACUUGUAAUUGGAAUUAAGGCACAUCAUCAAAGACUAGUUUAUGAAACUGCUUUGGAAAUUUGGAAAAAUAUGGGAGGGGGUAAAAUUUCAAGUGAAAAUUUAAUUGGACAAAUGCAAUCAUAUUCCAAAUAUAAAAAACCUUGGGAUAUUAAAUACAUUGAAGGUACACAUACAAUAAAUACUUGGUGGACAUGUGCAACUUUAAAAGAUAAUUUUAUUCAAAUAAUGGCAUUAAAAAUCACUUCAUUAACAUCUCAUAAUGUAAGUUGUGAAAGGAUUUUUUCUAUUUUAGGAUGGUUUUGUAAUAAACGAAGGAUGAAAUUAAACAUUGAUCGAUUAGAAGCUAUGUCCAAGUUACAUUCAUAUUAUGUAACUAAUGCACAGGCUGAAUUAAAAUGUGUACUUAAUAAUCAGGUUGAUGAAAAUCAAAUUGAAAAUAUUAUUCAUAAUAUACAAUAUAAUGAAAAUGAUGAAUUUGAAGAAAUUGAAGAAGAUGAAGAAACAAAUGAAACAAAUGAAACAGAUGAAGAAAAUAAUUCAAUUAAUAAUAGUGAUGAUGAAAUUGAUUAUAAUGAUUAUUUUAAUUUUUCAAGUGAAGAAUUUUGUAAAGCAAUGGAAAUGAAUAUAUCAGUUAUUAUAGAACCAGAACCUGAAAUUAUGCAUGGAGAUUUAAAUUUUAAUAAUAAUGAAUUAUUAAAUGAUCUAUUAAUAUAA